Molecule: messenger RNA, 2045 nt
Organism: Leguminivora glycinivorella
Lineage: Eukaryota; Metazoa; Arthropoda; Insecta; Lepidoptera; Tortricidae
Product: serine proteinase stubble-like
Exons: 10
Coding region: 432-2045 (537 amino acids)
Biological process (GO): proteolysis
Molecular function (GO): serine-type endopeptidase activity
Source: RefSeq, a predicted model, not a curated record
GAAAGUGGCGUGUUGAGUACCCCUUACUUUAGUUCACAGUUUUCUUGUCACGACGUUCACAGUGUCGCGACAGUGCUCAUUGCGGCACGUUCGACAAAAAAUGACGAUCGGAUCGUGUGAAAUAUUUUAAUUUUUUUGGGCGAAAAAAGGUUGCGCGCUACUGGAUUUUGGUUUGUUUUUGUUGUGUUAUGUGGUAAUGUUAGCCAUUAAAUAAUUAUACUAAAUCAGUAUGGCAACAUAACAGGAAAAUAUGGCAAGAAAGUGAAAAGGAACUCGGUACGCGCGCGGCUGUUACUUCCGAUUUCCCGCGCCCCGCGAGCGGACGCAUCGGUUAAAAAAAUAAAAAGGUCUUUUAUAGUCCGCAGUCCGGACCGCGCGGAGACCACCAGACUCGCCCUAAUAAAAAACCUAAAAUGGAACGUUGAACAGUGAUGUGUUGUGAAAAUCGCGCCAAUGGGUACGAAAUUAAAAAUAAAAAUUUCAAAAUUAGAAAAAGGAACAGUGCAAUGGGUUUCAAGGUGUUUUUGUGUUUCGCGAUCGUGGGUGUCGUGUGUGCUGAGUUAGAAAAUGAUGUGUUGACACUGCAAGAUGACGAAAUAAACCUGAAUCUGAAGGAUGAUGAAAUUAAGUCGGAAAGGAGACGGCCGGCGAACGAACAGGAGAAGGAUAUUUUAUUGUUGGAUGCAUUGGGCAGGAGAAAGGGGUCAUACCAUAAUUCGUAUGGCGCGUCGCAAGAAGAUGACUCUAUUAUGGAUUUGUUGGGGAAAAUGAUACCCCAGACAUGCCGAUACCGCGGUUCUCGCUACCCCUGCGGGCUGAGUAUAUCGUGCGUACUCGGCGGUGGCAAGCCUAUGGACCUCUGCUCUGGGGGCAUGAUAUGGGCCUGCUGUGUGGACAGAGAGACCACAGAGAGACCCGCGGAGGUGGCGCCCACUGUGCAUAAUGCUAGUGACCUAAUAGAACUCAUCGGGACAUUCCCCCACGAAAUCGACUACAACAAUCAGUUCGACGAUCCGGUCAUCGUGUACACAGACCACCGCAAACCUCACAGGCCAGACAAAUGGGACACUCAGAAACCCGACAAAUGGGACACCAAACCCGACAAAUGGGACACCAAACCGUGGGAGACACAAAAACCGGAUAAACCGUGGGACGGGGACCAAAACCACUAUUUUCAUGUGAAACCGUCUUAUCAUGAAAGUACGACGAAGCCGUAUGACUUUGGUGAUGAUGAUUAUGUGCCGGUGGUGACGAAUGAGCACACAAGACCUAGUUAUCCGGGUUGCGGCGAGCACUUCACACGCUCCAAUCGGAUCGUCGGCGGUCACUCCACGGGUUUCGGGUCUCACCCGUGGCAAGCCGCGCUGAUCAAGUCGGGUUUCUUGAGCAAGAAGCUGGCGUGUGGAGGCGCCCUUAUUUCGGAUCGAUGGGUCAUCACAGCUGCGCAUUGUGUUGCUACAACACCGAACUCUCAGCUACGCGUCCGACUUGGCGAGUGGGACGUCCGGGAUUCCGGGGAACGAUACUCUCACGAGGAAUUUGCCGUACAGAGGAAGGAGGUUCACCCGUCUUACGAGCCAGCCGAUUUUAGAAAUGACGUGGCGUUAGUCCAGCUAGAUAGGGGCGUUGUGUUCAAGCAACAUAUAUUACCGGUGUGUCUACCUCAGAAGCAGAUCAAAUUGGCCGGCAAAAUGGCGACAGUGGCAGGCUGGGGCCGAACGAGGCAUGGUCAGAGCACCGUGCCUUCAGUGCUACAGGAAGUGGACGUAGAAGUGAUUCCGAACGAGCGCUGCCAGCGCUGGUUCCGCGCCGCCGGCCGGCGGGAGACCAUACAUGACGUGUUCCUUUGCGCCGGAUACAAAGAGGGUGGCAGAGAUUCCUGCCAAGGCGACUCAGGCGGUCCGCUGACGAUGAAGAUGGAGGGGCGCAGCACACUGAUCGGCCUCGUCUCGUGGGGCAUCGGCUGCGGCCGCGAACACCUCCCGGGGGUCUACACUAACAUACAGAAGUUCGUGCCGUGGAUAGACAAGCUUAUCGCGCCGUAG